Molecule: messenger RNA, 848 nt
Organism: Naegleria gruberi
Lineage: Eukaryota; Heterolobosea; Eutetramitea; Acrasida; Naegleriidae
Exons: 1
Coding region: 72-830 (252 amino acids)
Source: RefSeq, a predicted model, not a curated record
CCAAGUAACUAUCCACUCCUAGCUGCCAAUAUCUAUCUCAAGAUACCAUCUCAGCGACCUAACCUUUCGAUAUGAAGUCAUCAUCUGCUGCUGCUGCUGGAAUAACUUUUGUGCCAUUUUCAAUGGAGAAGUCGAAACCAAUAGCUCAAGCUGACAAUUCUAUACAAUUUGUGGAUGAUUCAUCCAAAUAUCAUAGAGAAAUACCACCACCACAUGCAAACCCAACUCCUAUAAGACAUGUUUCAUCUCCUCUAAUUCACAAUUCAUCAACAAAACAAUACAUUUCGAAUAAUAACAAAGGCAGUCCUCUCAUGAUGCAUGUGUCCACCAGCAUGUCUAAGCAAAACAGAAGAGCUUCAGUGUGCUCGUUAUCUGCCUCUGUGACAUCCAACUCUUCAACCAGUGAUAAAUCAACAGAUAGCUCGAACUCAUCCAAAUCUGCCAAACAAACCCUCGAAUCCCAAACAUUUCAAUUCAAAGUGCAUGAUAAGGAGCAACCAAAGUUGGUAUUUUUCAAUCUAGUUACCAAGGAACAAAUCGAGAAAAAGAGAAAGUAUGUAAGAAAAAAGCCAGUUUCUGCAUCUGUACAAAUAAUUGAAAAGGAAGAAUUUUUAUCCCCUUCUCUGUGUGGAAAGAGAAAUUCAGAACAUGUAAAUUACCAAUCCAAUCCAUCCAAUAAUACUGAACUUUCACCAUCCGCCAAUUCCACCUCUACCACUCAUUGUAAUCUACCUAGAAUUUCAUUUGAUUCUCUCAACCUUUCUCCACCUCAAUCAUUUAUUCCCUCAAAGAGAAGAACCUCAAUCUCAAUAGCCGAGUUAUUAAAUUAAAAUCUAUUUUUUUCAUUG